AACAUAUUAUAAUAUCGUUAUAUUUUUUUAAAUUUUAUUUUUAUUAUUUUUUAAUUACAAUCGAAUAAUAAUUAAUAUUCUUUUAAAAUAUAAAAUAUGGAUUGGUCUUUUUCUGGAUGUGGAUUUCUUGGAGUUUAUCAUGUAGGAGUUGCCAGCUGCCUUAAAGAAUAUGCCCCUCAUUUAGUUGGUAAAAUAUAUGGAGCAUCAGGAGGUGCCUUGGCUGGAUGUUGUCUUAUAUGCAAUUGUUGUUUAGGGCAAGCCAUAGGCAGUUUAUUAUCAAUUGCAGCCAAAGCUCGUUCUAGAAGCUUAGGCCCACUUCAUCCAAGUUUUAAUAUAACUAAAGUUAUACGAAAUGGUUUAAAUAAAGUUUUACCUCCAAAUGCUCAUGAAAUAGCAUCAGGUCGUCUAUUUAUAUCCUUAACUAGAGUGUCUGACUCAAAAAAUGUUGUUAUUUCAGAAUUUGCAUCCAAAGAAGAUUUGAUGCAAUUACUGAUCUGUAGUUCAUUUAUACCAAUAUAUUGUGGUAUCAUUCCUCCAUCCUUCCAAGGAGUUCGAUAUUUAGAUGGAGGAAUAACAGAUAAUCAACCAAUUUUUGAUGAUAAUACAAUAACAAUUUCACCUUUCGCGGGCGAGACUGACAUAUGCCCCCUAGAUAAUUCUCAUAGUUUUAUCAGCUUUAGUAUUACAAACAGUAAUAUACAAUUAAAUGCCAAUAACAUUCACAGACUUUUUUAUGCGUUGUUUCCUCCAUCUGCCGAAAUUUUGAGCGAUAUGUGCAAGCAAGGGUUUGAAGAUACUCUAAGAUUUUUACAAAGAAAAAGUUUAAUAUCUUGUAUCAGAUGUCUAAGCUUUAAAACCAAUGUAAAAUUAGCCGACAGGGAUCAAAAACUCUUAAAAAAUCAAGCGGAAAGAUACUUUGCAUAUAUGGCCAAAAACGAAAAAUCAUUGCUCCCCACAAAAAAAGACAAAAAUACUGGAAAAAUCAAACAUUCUAACGGAAAAUGUGUUGAAUGCAAAAUUCCACUGUGUACUAAUGAGAUGAAAAACAAUGGAUACUGUGACCACCAAAAUUACAAGAUUGAAGAAACGUUUACUAAUGAUAUAUCUAAUUUAUUGAUUAACGAAAGUUUUAAUCAAGAAGAUUUUGAGAGAAUCAAAAAAUUGCCUCCCGCCAUUUCGGAAGCUUUUAAAGCCGCCUGCAAAAAAAUGGACAAUGGUUUGCUUAAUUUUAUACUUAAACUUCCUCCCAUGAAGCUAUUUGCCUAUUACGUCUACAUCUGCCUCUUUCCGAUGGAUAUGUUUUUACAUCUUGCAUUAAGAUUUUUAGAUUGGAUUCCUUAUUUACCCGGAGAUAUGGCGUGGAUCUUUAGCCAUUUUGUUCCUUUACUCAGGCUCUUUUUAAAAAAAAUAUGCGAUCAAAAACCAGAAGCCAAAGCCAGUUUAACGUGUGAAAUCGCUGUUUCCCAAGAGACCUACUACGACGACUACAAGGCAUCUUUAAAGGCUGGUGAAAUAGAUAAAAUCAAUGCCCAUGCCACGAUUUUUGGUGAUCCUAAGAUUAUUGACAAAAUGGACGAAAAGUUUUACUAUGAUAUUUCAUGCCGCAAUACCACACAGCCCCCUCCUUUUGUGUCGCUCAAGUGUGAGCUAUCGUCCAACCUUAUCAACGAUCCUUCUAUGCUAACUAUCGCUUCCUUCGAAGGUGAACCGAGUCAUGACGUCAUCAAUGGAUCUGUUUCCAAAAAUGAGUUGUUGAGGAGAGCUUCAUGGUAUGGAAGAGAAUACACUCCCAAAAAAUCCCAAACCAAAUCCUCUCACCCUUCUCUUCUCAGAGAGUUGAAGACCAAAAGAAAUGUUGGUUGCUCGACCCAUCAUUACUCAUCCUUCCCAUGUUUGAUGUUGUCGGAAAAAGCUACACCCUCGUUUAGCCAUUAUGAAUGCUCUCUCAAAGGUUUGGAAAUGGAAAAUUUUCUCGCGCAUAAAAACAAUGCCAAAUUUUCGUCCAUACCUCACAUAAUCAACAAUAGCGCCAGCGAUUUAUCUCUCAACGACAUAAAAUUGCCCCAAAAAGACGCUGUUAUGUCCUACUACUACUUGGAUGACAAUGACGGGAAAGUUAAAAUUACCGAAAUUUAUGAUAUCAGCAACAUGAACGAAAAUUAUAAGAUAUCAAACCAAGAUAUCAUUUCCAAGGAUUUCGAAUAAAAGCAAAGUAUUUAAAAUGCAUCAAACUAUAUUUAAAAAAAUUAUAUGAUUUCAGGGACGUUUGCACCCAUUAAUGUUAUAGAUCUCGUUAUCUGUAAUAUCUGUAAAAAAAUGAUAUAAUAAUAUUUAUUCGGUGUAUUUAUAAGAUACAAUAAAGUAUUCGAUUUUGAUUAACUAA
This is a messenger RNA of Gordionus sp. m RMFG-2023, 2383 nucleotides long. RefSeq names its product patanin-like phospholipase domain-containing protein atgl-1. The coding region runs from base 97 to 2205 and encodes 702 amino acids. Gene Ontology annotation, molecular function: triacylglycerol lipase activity. The record is from RefSeq and is a predicted model, not a curated record. Gene Ontology annotation, cellular component: membrane; cytoplasm; lipid droplet. The transcript is spliced from 9 exons. Gene Ontology annotation, biological process: triglyceride catabolic process; lipid homeostasis. NCBI's taxonomy places the organism in Eukaryota, Metazoa, Nematomorpha, Gordioida, Chordodea, Parachordodidae.